ACCAAAAAAUUGCUGGAUGUAGAUUGUAAUGAAAAGCGCUAUAAAAUAAAAUUACAAGCUUUUUAUAUAAAUAAACAAAUCACUAAAAAUGUUGGAAGUCCUUAAUGGUUUUCUCCUGGUCUACUUUGUUAUUUUAUGUACACUUAGUGCUAUUGUUCCGCUGUUAGUAAAACCUAUAUCAGCAUGUUUCUCCAGGCCAUCAAAUGAAGAACGAGAAACAUUAUCAGAAAUUGUGAGGCUUAAAGCUGAACAAAGCAAUAUUUCAAUAAAAGAGGAGUUUGCUGCGUAUUCAAAAUUGCAAAGGAAGAUUCUAAAGUUGGAGACAUUGUUGAAAGACAACUCACAGUCAAGAAUCAGUAAGAGCUUGGCUAUAAAAGGUUCAGUACACAUAAUACUUCAAGUAGUAAUUGCUUUACUAAUUGUUGUGUCAGUGAUAUGGUUCAGGAGAGAACCAAUAGUUGCCAUCAAGGGUAACCUGUAUCCAAUGACUAGCAUCCUCCAGUAUCCUAGUGAUACCCCGAACGCUAUAUCAACACAUAUUUGGGUGGUUAUAUCCAAUGUAUCUAUUAGGUCUCUGAUCAAACCUUUUCUAUGACAAAACUCAGAGGUAUAGCGGUAAUCUGAGUGAGGCUCAAGCUAUUCAACAAACAAAUGUUUGUGUCUGUAAAGUUGUGACUGUUUUCUUAACUUAUAAAACAAAUAUUUUUCAUAUUAAAUUGAAUAAUAAACAGAGAAAUA
Molecule: messenger RNA, 738 nt
Organism: Aricia agestis (brown argus)
Lineage: Eukaryota; Metazoa; Arthropoda; Insecta; Lepidoptera; Lycaenidae
Product: guided entry of tail-anchored proteins factor 1-like
Exons: 2
Coding region: 89-595 (168 amino acids)
Biological process (GO): tail-anchored membrane protein insertion into ER membrane
Source: RefSeq, a predicted model, not a curated record